AUGAAUGCUUCUACCAUUUUGAAUCUACCCCCCGAGGUCCUUGCGACUAUUCCAAGUGGGGUUGCACCAGCCGGGAUAACAGCCCUUUCUGAUCAUCCAGCACGCCGUGGUUACAUUCUUAUAACUGUCAAUGCUAUCUUAGCCGUUAUAAUGACAAUCUGUUUUACCAUUCGGAUGUAUACGAGUCUGGUAAUCCGACGAAGGAUCACUUGGAGCGAUUUCUUUCUACUUGUCGGUUUCCUUUUUGUUGUAAUGUUAUAUGUCGCAGCUAUAAUAGUUGUUAGCCCUGGUGGUACCGUUGGAAUGCAUAGCUGGGACGUUUCGUUAUUGUCUUUAUUCAGUAAAAGGAACACAGCGGCAUUAUAUAUACUUGCCAUUCUCAUCAUGCCUGCCUUUGGCUUCGUAAAGCUCUCCAUAUUUCUUAUGUACCUUGAGAUAUUUGAGGCUUUACGCUGGAUGAAAAUUUGCGUGUACAUCGGUGCAACAUUCUGCUCCGCUUUCUACCUAGCCGGCACGAUCCUCUUAUUUUACCUUUCGACGCCCUUUGGCAGUGAAACAUUCAGAACGACAUUCUUUUCUCCCCGACAACUUAUGUUCUUUCGUGUAGGCAUUCCAAUGGCUGCCAUCUCUUUAGGAAUCGAUGUUUACCUUUUUACCUUGCCACUUUGUGCGGUGAGUAAUCUGCAUAUACCGACAAAGAAGAAGAUACUUGUGAUGGUGGGAUUUGCUGUGGGAUUGAUCGCUUGCGUUGGCUCCCUUUUGAGUCUUAUAUAUCGCGUGAUUAUGGUUCGGAGUGAUGAUAAGGCAUGGAAAGGUGUCUCUGUUGUCAUCGCGAUAUUAGUCGAAUUGUUCAGCGGCGUUAUAAUAUGCUGCUUUCCGUCUUUACUCCUUUUUUUCCGCAGACACCACGAACAUUUUGCCAAUACGGGCGCGGCUAUAUCGUCCUGGUUGCGUUAUAGCCGGUACAGAAAGUCAGAUACAUCAAUCAAGGAACCUCAGUAUUCAAGUUAUCCUUCCGAACGAACACCAGCCGGUGAAGUGAAUCUUUAUCCCAAUCUUGACUUCCUGACAACGCCUGGAGACAUUGAACGUACCGCCUUGGAAAAGCGAAUGGAGAAUAGAAUUGGAAUAGAUGCGAUCGCUGUGUGA
Messenger RNA from Botrytis byssoidea, 1149 nucleotides. RefSeq lists its product as uncharacterized. The record is from RefSeq and is a predicted model, not a curated record. Lineage: Eukaryota; Fungi; Ascomycota; Leotiomycetes; Helotiales; Sclerotiniaceae. The transcript has 7 exons. The coding region runs from base 1 to 1149 and encodes 382 amino acids.